Monopterus albus (swamp eel) is the source of this 1103-nucleotide messenger RNA. RefSeq names its product zinc finger protein 699-like. The transcript has 2 exons. The record is from RefSeq and is a predicted model, not a curated record. NCBI's taxonomy places the organism in Eukaryota, Metazoa, Chordata, Actinopteri, Synbranchiformes, Synbranchidae. The annotation marks the transcript as partial. Gene Ontology annotation, biological process: regulation of transcription by RNA polymerase II. Gene Ontology annotation, molecular function: DNA-binding transcription factor activity, RNA polymerase II-specific; RNA polymerase II cis-regulatory region sequence-specific DNA binding.
GCCACAGCAACAUGCCUGUCUCGAGGAGGAGGUUCUGGAUGACCAGCAGCUCUGGAACCAGGAGAGGAACUCCAGUCUGGACCAAGAGGACCAAGAGCCUCCACAGAUUAAAGAGGAACAGGAGGAACUCUGCAGCAGUCAGGAGGGAGAGCAGCUUGGACUGAAGCAGGAGACCAAUCACUUUAUGUUGACUCCUACUUAUGAGAAAAAGGACCACAGUGAAGCAGAACCAACCAGUGACCAGCAGCUCCUCUCUCACAGCUCUGCUGUAGCUGGGAGCCAGGAUCAGGAAGGAAGCCAGCAUGGAGACUCAGGAUCAGCUAGUAAUGCAGAGCCAAAGCCAAAGAGGAGACGUCACAAAGACACAAGUCACAGUUGCAGUGUGGACAACUCUCCCCUGUCAGAGACUCAGUCUAAACCUCCCACAGGUAAAAAGCCUGUAAAGUGUGACACAUGUAGGAAAGAUUUUAAGUGGAAGUCUGAUUUGGAUAGACAUUUGAGAAUCCACACACGUGAGAAGCCAUAUUCUUGUGAAGUAUGUGGGAAAAGUUUUAGGUCUAAUGUCGACUUGUCUGAACACAUUAGCGUCCACACCAGCCAGGAUCAGGAAGGAAGCCAGCAUGGAGACUCAGGAUCAGCUAGUAAUGCAGAGCCAAAGCCAAAGAGGACACGUCACAAAGACACAAGUCACAGUUGCAGUGUGGACAACUCUCCCCUGUCAGAGACUGACACUGAUCCUCCCACAAAUAGAAAGUCUUUAAAGUGUGACACUUGUGGGAAAACAUUUAGGUACAAGUCCUGUUUUAAUAGACAUCUUAGAAGCCACAAAGUGGAGAAUCAGUGUUGUUGUGAAACGUGUAAGAAAAUUUUCAGAUGUAACAGCGCCCUUUUGAUCCACAUGAGGACCUUUUUGAUCCACAUGAGGACUCACACUGGGGAGAGGCCAUAUGUUUGCAAGACGUGUGGGAAAGGAUUCAAGAAGUCAUCACAUUUGGGUGGUCAUUUGAGAACCCACACGGAUGAGAGGCCAUUUGUUUGCAAGACAUGUGGGAAAGGAUUCAUGCAGUCAUCAUAUUUGAAUGUUCAUUUACGAACCCACACAG